GAAGGAGAAGAGAAGGGACCGGGAGAGGAAGAGUAAACAACCCCCAUCUCUUUGAAAUUUCUUUAAAGUAGCAAAAUUUGACUUAUUUGAUGAUGAAUCGCUCCGUUGGACGUUUUAGUCAAAUUCCUCGUGGCUUGUUUUCCAAGAAGGCUUUUUCUCCGGUCUCAAGAGGCUACAGCAGUGAAGCCAAGUUGAGCUGGUUGGAAGAAGUUGAAGCUGAACAAGAACACGCCAAACGCUCGAGUGACUUUUGGAAGAAGGUGACCUACUAUGUUGGUGGCCCUGCUUUGAUUUUGUCUAGCUUGAAUGCUUAUUACAUUUACAAGAAGCAUCAAGAACAUGCUGAACACCAUCAUAACCCUGAAGUGGAUAUUCCCUACACGUUUGAAAACUUGCGUUUCAAAAAGUACCCUUGGGGUGACGGAAGCAAGACUCUUUUCUGGAAUGACAACGUUAAUCAUUUGAAGAACGAAUAAGAAGGCAGUUGAAUGCUUUUCUUUAGACGGAAUUGUUUGUUUCAGUCUUUUCUUAUUUUUUCCCUUUUUCCAAUUAUUACGUUGUAAUUUGAUAAGUAUGGUUUCCUUUGGAAGGAAUUUCAGAACCCAUUGCUUCCCAUACAUAGUUGAGAAUGAACAGUGAAUUGCAACCAAAAGUACAAAACGUGUGUGUCUAUUUUUUCGAUUCAUUUCUUCAAACCAGUCAAAGGUUUUCC
Molecule: messenger RNA, 712 nt
Organism: Schizosaccharomyces octosporus yFS286
Lineage: Eukaryota; Fungi; Ascomycota; Schizosaccharomycetes; Schizosaccharomycetales; Schizosaccharomycetaceae
Product: cytochrome c oxidase subunit VIa
Exons: 6
Coding region: 90-476 (128 amino acids)
Biological process (GO): mitochondrial electron transport, cytochrome c to oxygen
Cellular component (GO): mitochondrial inner membrane
Molecular function (GO): enzyme regulator activity
Source: RefSeq, a predicted model, not a curated record